Messenger RNA from Lactuca sativa (garden lettuce), 2283 nucleotides. Its product is annotated as protein phosphatase 2C 50. NCBI's taxonomy places the organism in Eukaryota, Viridiplantae, Streptophyta, Magnoliopsida, Asterales, Asteraceae. The record is from RefSeq and is a predicted model, not a curated record. Gene Ontology annotation, molecular function: protein serine/threonine phosphatase activity; cation binding. Gene Ontology annotation, biological process: protein dephosphorylation.
UCCCAAAAAACUCUUUCUUCUUCUUUCCCAUCACAUCUUAAAUAAAGAUACAACACAAAAAGAAAAAGAUCUUGUAUGAGCCAGAAAUUCACUGGCCAAGAAAAUAGAAGCUUAAGCACUCGAUCGUUUCCCCUUUUUUGCAUUCUUCAAUUGGUAAGCAGCUUUAGCUUGUUUUAAUCAAACUAGAAAACCCAAAUCUUGCGGUUUAGCUUCUUGAAAAACCCAUUUUGUUUGUAGUUUGUAUACCAAUUGUUAUCAGCAGUUAGUAUUCCUGAAGUGAUGAGACGAAAACCCAAGUUAUCUUGAAAAACCGAGGUGGGUUGCAUCAGAUCCAUGAAACCCAGGUUCCAUGUGUUAAAAUCUUAAACAAAAUUUCUAUCUUUUUGGGGGUUUCUCUUCGAUUUAUGGUGGAUUCGAAUUUUUAUCGUCAUAGAUUGAUGAGUGAAAUUUAUUCUUGGUGUUCCGUAGUAAAUCUGUGAAAUUAGGACUUGAAGUUCUUAUUUCGUUCUUUCAUGCGAUUUGAAGGAUCGUGAAUCCUCAAGAUAGAUGUUAAAGAAUCCCAAAAGUUCUCUUUAGGGUUAUCAGAUCCAGUAUUUCACACCACCAGAUCUGUUAACCAAUUUGUAAUUGGUCAACUCUAGGGUGUUUUGCUCCUUAUAUUAUUGAUGAAGUAAUUAAGAGGUUAGCUAGUGUCAAAAGUAAAAAAGAUGGGUUUGAUAGAAGAGAAAGCACCUUCAUCCGUUUCAGUUGCAAUUAGCUUAACAAGUCCGAUAUCCAAAAACCCAAUGGAAUUCAGUCGUAUCACACUACUAACUGGGACCUGUGAUGGAUCAACAAGUAAUCUGAAUAUCAAAAUCCAAGAAAGUGGAAGCAAACAUGAUGAUAUGAUGCUUCAAGAAAGCAAUCCAGAUGAAAUCAUGUCAAUUGGGGAUGCAAGUUCAAUUAGUCUGCCGAUUACAGUUGCAUUCAAGGGUAUAGAUAAGGGACAGAUAGUUGCAGAAGUAAUAAGUGUGGGGAAAGAAUCGAUAGAGAAUGCAAUUGGGCAUACUUUAAAAGCAUCAAUGGUGGUUCUUGCUGAUAAGAAUCAUAGAAAAAGCGUAAGAAGUGUUUUUGAAUUGGAAUAUGUGCCAUUUUAUGGUUUUCACUCUGUUUGUGGUAAAAGGCCAGAAAUGGAAGAUGCUGUUGCUACUGUUCCUCAGUUUAUGAAAAUUCCUGUUAGAAUGUUGGCUGGUGAUCGUAUGAUUAAUGGAGUGAAUCCGAAUUUGAAUGAUUUGACUGCUCAUUUCUUUGGAGUUUAUGAUGGUCAUGGAGGCUACCAGGUGGCCAAUUACUGUCGUGAUCGUGUCCAUAUUGCAUUAGAAGAAGAGAUCAAAGUGAUGAAGCAAGAACUGGUUAAAGGAACCAUGAAUGACACAGUACAAGCUCAAUGGGAGAAAAUCUUCACUAAUUGCUUUCAGAAGGUUGAUGAUGAAGUUGGUGGAAAAACAACCGGAAUCAUGGAUUCCUCUGAUCCCAUAGCCCCAGAAACUGUGGGGUCCACUGCUGUUGUGUCGUUGAUCUGUUCAUCACACAUUAUAGUUGCAAAUUGUGGUGAUUCAAGAGCUGUACUUUAUCGUGGCAAAGAAGCCAUCCCUCUGUCAACUGAUCAUAAGCCGAAUCGGGAAGAUGAGUAUGCAAGAAUCGAGGCUGCAGGUGGGAAAGUCAUACAAUGGAACGGACACCGUGUUUUUGGCGUUCUUGCAAUGUCAAGAUCUAUUGGUGACGGGUAUUUGAAGCCAUGGAUAAUACCCGAACCAGAAGUCACGUUUACUCCACGGGCUAAAGAAGAUGAGUGUCUUAUUUUAGCAAGUGAUGGAUUGUGGGAUGUAAUGUCAAAUGAGGAAGCAUGCCAAGUGGCAAAAAGAAGGAUUCUUAUUUGGCACAAGAAGAAUGGUGGGGCCCCAUUUGAAAGGGGUGUAGGGGGAGUGGACCCCGCAGCACAAGCAGCAGCCGAUUACCUAUCGGUGCUUGCUCUUCAGAAAGGAAGUAAAGACAACAUAUCUGUGGUUGUGGUGGACCUCAAACCACAAAGGAGGUUGAAACCAAAACCUUGAGAAUAUGUUUAUGUGUUCACCCAUAGUUAUUAAGUGAUAUAGGGUUUGUACAAUUUUAAAGAAAGAAGUGGUCAUCUCUCUUUGUUUACAUAACACUUGGUCCUAAUGUUUGUAUGAGAAAUGCUUUACUUAUUUGCAUGAUCUCUCACACAUAAAUAAGACAGGUGGAUCUACUAAGUUGCCUUGAUAA